AUGCCCACAUAUCGAAGCAUCACCAUCUCCCUCGUCUCACAGUUUGACAUUCUCACGAUUCCCGAAUAUGCACCGCCGACGACACCCACGGAUCCCUUCUCCAAUGCACCGACGCUCGUCAAUCCAGAUCACUCGCUAGUAUCUGUGUACAUCCCGACAUACCCAUCCUCGCAAUUCUGGAUCUCAUACAGUAUUUCGCCACCUUAUCCACCAAAACUGCUCUACUAUUUUAAGCUCUACCUCAACGGUAAUUCCGUCGUGAGCUGGGGCUGUGGCGAGGACGAUGCCUACCGAGGCAAGACCAUGUUCGGUCUCUUUAAGCCGGGUCAUAGCUCUGCCCUUGCUAGAGGUACUACUUUACAGCAACGAGUUCUCUGCUUUGGCCCGGACACUGCCGGUCUCGACAAUGGUGCUCUGGACAACCUGAGCGAUGUCAUGGAAAUCAAAGUGUUUCGAUCGAAGGGUAGGAAGAGGGUUAAGCCAGGUUUCCAAACGAUUCAGAGUGUCGGCAUUUCCCCGAACAUCGACAAGAAAAAGUCUCAGCAGCAAGCAGUAGGUGGCAUCAAUCUCGUCAAUGCAGGAACCCUCUUGGACAAUCAUCCUCAGCGUUACUACAAAUAUGCACUGCUCGAUCCUCUCGACGCGCCCUUCGCUACUUUUCGAUACUACUACCGCAGCUGGGACCAACUUGAAGCUCUGGGAGUCAUAUCGCCUCAUCCUAGCGAAUCUUCAUCUAUUACCAGCAUUGACUCCUCGCCUGCCAGGUCGGAACAGAACCUCGCCACAACCGCAGAACGGCCACGGUCCCCACUAAAUAGCAGCAACACGCCUGAAUCUUACGUGCCUGUGUCAGCCUCAUCAGACAAUACUGCUACGAAUGGUUCAUCACACAUGGCCGAAGAGCCCAAGGACAGCAGUACUACCGAAGCAGGAACAGCCACAAAUCUGAAAAAGAACAGCAAAGCUACAGACGACGAAGUCGAGUCGCAGAGCACGACAAAGUCUCCUGAGGAAUCUCCUCUAAAAAUCCCUUUCUUCCUCCCACGCCCGCCAACCCCACCUCCCUCGUCCCCACCAUCAAAGCUCGCACAAUUACCCAACAGCGUCCCUCCCACAACCAGAGAUUUCAACACGCUCGCCUCGAAGGAAUCUUUCGCUUCUUUGAUCCGCAAGCGUCUUCCUGAUCCCGACCCAUCCGCCUUCCAGCUGACCGACCCUAGCCCGACAGUGGAGCCGCCUAAUCCAACGCUACCGAGUCCGGGUAAAGCAUCCGGCCUAGGAAAGAGGAGUGGCACCGGCAGCAUGGGCGUGUUGAUGAGUGUAGUCAAUAGUGCAAAAAACAGGCGGCGUCGAGAGGCUGCUGCCGAUAGUGUCGCCGGCGAGGAAGAGCCCAGUGAAGGUGAGCGAACCGAUGGAGAGACGGGGGAGAGUAUCAGUACUGGUUCGGGGAGCGAAGGGAGUGGGAAGGCGAGGGGUACCUCUGCAGGGAAAAAAGAGAAGAAGAGGGUGAAAGAGCAGAAGAGGAGGGAAGAGGAGGAGGAGGAGAUUGGGAAGCAGCCCGAAGAGAAAAAGAGGGGGGAGAGGAAAAGAAAUCUGUGGGAGGAGUUGUGA
This is a messenger RNA of Letharia columbiana, 1611 nucleotides long. RefSeq lists its product as uncharacterized. The record is from RefSeq and is a predicted model, not a curated record. The transcript is spliced from 3 exons. The coding region runs from base 1 to 1611 and encodes 536 amino acids. Lineage: Eukaryota; Fungi; Ascomycota; Lecanoromycetes; Lecanorales; Parmeliaceae.